UACUAGUAAUUGUGAAAGACUCAAAUCAAAUUAAACAACAUUUGCAAUGGCCGCCUCCGUGAGAAAUAAGCUACUUACGUGUGUGUUUUCUUUUGGCCGAAUAUUAAAUCAGCAAGCAAUACGUAGUCAAUUAUCACCUUCAAAAUGUUUUCAACCGAUAAACGUUGUCGCUUCCAUCCACACGACUUCAUUCAAGCAAUCCAACUUAAUGGCAUUCUUCGAUGAUCCAAAGAAUUUUGGAGCACAGGAAGUAAAAAGUGGACGUCCGUGGACUUUAGAUGAGCUUCGAAUCAAAAGUAAUGUUGAUCUCCAAAAAUUAUGGUUUGUGCUGCUGAAGGAACGGAAUAUGCUGUUUACAAUGGAACACAAUUGCCGAGAAGAUUGCAGGCUGUUCCCUUCACCAGAAAGAAUUGACAAAGUUCAAGACAGUAUGAGAAGGAUAGAAGAAAUUGUACAUGAAAGAAAUGAUGCUUUUUGGCAACUGGAAAUUGGAGAAAAAGCACCAAAUCCUAGAGCAGUGAAAACUUUAGAUCCUGAUGAUCCGUUAGCUACUGUUCGUGAAGCAAUGGAAGCAGUGACACAAGUAAAGGAUGGUGCAACUCUCAAGUUUCAAUAUUUAAUGAAGGAGAAAGAACUGAGAAUGCAGAAUAGGAAAGUGAAACUUCAUGAGAGAGAAGCAGCGAUGCUCCUUAAACGUUUUCCUAAUUUGGAUAAGGAAGCGCUACAAGCCAAGUAUCCUGAUGUCAACAUCCAGAAACUAAAGUUCAAUAAGAAAACUCGUGGGAGUCACGAAUUUAAUACUCGUGAAUUUCCCGUUUUGUUGUAUUUGAGACAGAUCAAAAAUUUUGAACACGUGACGCAGACCCACCAGCAUAGGAGAACUUACAAAGUAAUGGGAGCUAAACCAACCACUUUAUUAUCACUGGAAGAUAUCGAUGAAUGCUGCGAACUCACUUACUUCAGCCGCAGAGAUAUCAUUCGAUUGUUUGACCGGUUUUACCGUAUCAACCCGAAUGCCGUAAAAGCCAAUCCAUUCGGAGUCCGACUUCCAGCGGCGGAUAUUUUCGCUUCGAUUGAAGAGCUCAAGUGCAAUCCGUUCCGACAGCGCCUAGCAUUCGUUUUCUCUUCUAAGCAGGACGAUUGUUUCUCUUUCGACGACUUUGUCGAUCUGGCUUCCGCCUUUUGUGAGAAGGCUCCAGCUAGCGUCCGUGCAUCUUUCGCAUUUAGAAUUUACGAUUUCGACAACGACGGUCUAUUAACAGCCUCUGAUCUCGGGAGACUUAUCGAUUUCUUAACAUGUGCCUCAGAGAAUUCCCCGAAAUUAUUGGAACGGGACGAAGUCGUCGGCUACAUUCUAGAAGAGGCCGGAGUAGAAGGCAAUCGUUCGAUUAACGAAGCUGAGUUUCAACUUGUCGUGAAGAAGUUACCAGACUUUGCUACCUCUUUCAAGCUCAUUAUGUAAAUUAAUUAAACUACGAGACAAAUAUCGCUUAAUUAUAGUUUUCGUUACUAUGCCAUUAACUGUCCUAUGACUAUGCAAAACGUAUUUCUCAAUCUCUGUUCCCUUGUGCUUUACGUUUCGCGAUAAAUGUAUCGCUAAGCUGGACCAAGAAUGACAAAUACAACGUUAUUCAAUCGUA
This is a messenger RNA of Daphnia pulicaria, 1640 nucleotides long. RefSeq lists its product as uncharacterized. Gene Ontology annotation, biological process: translation. Gene Ontology annotation, cellular component: mitochondrial ribosome. NCBI's taxonomy places the organism in Eukaryota, Metazoa, Arthropoda, Branchiopoda, Diplostraca, Daphniidae. The record is from RefSeq and is a predicted model, not a curated record. Gene Ontology annotation, molecular function: calcium ion binding; structural constituent of ribosome. The transcript has 11 exons. Bases 47 to 1462 code for a protein of 471 amino acids.